UCCAGCGCGACCGAGUGCUAAGCUGGAUGCGGUUCUGCGCGCUCUAUCUCUCUCUCGACUGCGCUGAGUUUGGUUUAGUGUAUAGUAGUAGGCUCGAUCGAGACGGGAACUGCGGAACGGAACCCGACGACGGUGCACGGUCGAUCCGCUUGCCAGUCGGUGUACAGUAAGUGAAAGAACGCCGCCAAGAACGAACGUUUCUCUGUCCUCCGGUGUUUGAAAAGAGCUGCCCGGAGCCGGUUUUUAUUUGGUGUGUUCCCGCUCGCCCCCCCUGCGUGCGUGCCUUCCGUCCCCGUGUGGUGGAUUGGAGAGUUUGAGAACCACUGCGUUCUGUUUAUUCGGGAGUUUUGUGCGAAAUUGAAAAAAAUAAAAGCGAUCAGCCAACACUACUGGGAGAGUUCCGGCUUUCCGCGAUCGCAGCAAGAAGGAACAGUUACUUCCGGGAGUUUCAAGUGCAAGCAAGCAGCAGAGUGAGGAGAAAAUACUGCGAUCCGAGUCGAUUUGGGUUAAAGUGUGUUUUGAUGGAUUAACUCCUUUGUGUGCGCAUGGAUUGGAUUAACCGCAAACCGAGAAAAGCAGUGCAUAAUCCGACGAAAAUAUCGACCAUGUGAAUAAGAUUGGUGGCCGAACGAGCCCUCUGUGACGAAUUCCCAAGAAAUACUACUCAAAGUGCAAUAUUUUCUAAGAUAGUAGGAUUAAGUUCUAAGUUAAGUGAAGCAACCUGCGCUGACUAAGAUCUCCCGAUGAUUUUUGAUCGAUUAAUUAAGUGAAAAAGUGCGUCCAGCAGCAAUCGAAGAAGGCAUUGGUGAAAAUGGAAAUUUGUAAAAACAGGAGUGCCUUGAUGGAUGAAUUUUGUGAGGAUUGCGGCGAUCGUUUGUGACGAAAUUGCGAUCGUACUCGCCAACGGAAAAUCAUAUUCUAGGAAAAGUGGCGAUCGUUUGUGAUUAUGACAAGUGACAGCUGACGCAACAGCACGUUGUUUGAUAAUAAUAAUAAUAUUAAGGAAACAAAAGUAAACAAGUGAUUGACAAACAGAGAACAACAACAUUUUUUUGGAUUAAUCGUACGCGCAACUAAGAAGAAAAGAAGAAACAAUGCCGAAGAUCAGCUUGAUCAAGCACCGGAUCCACCAGGAGCAGUUGCGGCUGCUCGAGUCGCAGAAGAAUGCCAACUUCGGGGACGGCGCUUUCGGGAGCGAGCCGCUGUCGCUGGUUUCCCGCAAGAAGGACCACAAGGAGGGAGCAGAUCGCGACAUCUUCAGCGAGGAGAACCGCCUGAGUCCGCCAUGCCGAGAAACAUCAUCCUCUCCCGCCUCGUCCAUCUUCAGUUCGGUCGUCCAAGCCGCCCAGAACCUAUCAGUCAACCAGAGAAGCAGCCCGCCGCCCUCGGUGCCUCUUUUCCUCCAGCGCAGCUUCGCAGCCAAAGAACUAGCAGCAGCAGCAGCAGCAGAACCACAGGUUGCUCCCGCACCGAACCCGCCAACACCGACGCCGGUGCGUCGCUUCUUCUCGUCCAUCACCGGCGGUGACACUCCCUACGGAAGCCGCCCCGGUCACGUUCUCACACAGGCCGAGCGAAAAGUAUACCCGCCUAGUCGGCCGAUCACUCCUCCUCCACAGCAGCAGUCUUUGCCGCCGGCGCCGUCCCCUCCCGAAAAGAAAGACCCUCACAGCAAUCAGCCACAACCGGUGGCCCGGGAGGAGCGCAAUGUGAUCACGGAGGAACGCCCAGUGGUGUCGGUGGAGCCCCGGUCACCGCCUCCCAAAGAUCGCGUUCCGACGCCUCCACCGGCUUCUGGUCCGGUUGUGCGCUGUUCCGUCAUCCAGAGAGCCCCCCAAGCGGCUCUAUCCCCGCGACGACCUACCGUCCCCAGCCCGGACAGCAGCCCCAAGGCCGUCGAUCUGAAGGUACGAGCCCCAGAGCUGGAACCGGAACAGGAGCAACCGAUCGAUUACCACAUACCAAAACGGUGCGAAGAUGGCAAGGAGAACAAGAAGGAAGACGAAGAUAGGGAGAAGAAAAUUCGGGAAGCCAGGCGAGAAGCAAUCUUGAGGAGACAUCUCCUGUCCAUGCGCUACCGAUAUGGCAAACUGAAUGGAAUCAUGCAGGCUGCGGCCGGGCACGGUCGAUCUUCCAGCGGUGGAGGACAAGCCGCAGGUGGUCACAGCGGACACAGCGGCGGUGGCAGCAUCAACUUCUCCUCCGGAUCCGGAGGACUCGGAAGUACCAGCGGAAGUAGUGGCGGUGCAAUCGGUGGAGGAGGAGCCGGAGGUGGCAUGGGAGGACGUGAUGGGCGAUCCAACUACGGCCCAAACAGCCCCCCAACUGGGUCCCUUCCACCUUUCUACGAAAGUCUCAAAGGUGGCAACGCCGGCCUUAACGCAUACAACGCCAACGGAGGGUUCCUCAACACCAACUGGAACAACAUGGACUGCGACACGACUCAGGAUCUCACCAACAUAGGAGCCUACACGGAUGCUAACGGGAACAGUAGCACGAACCCGUCCAAACAAUACUCCUUGCUUCAAAACGCCUACGGCAUCGCGCUCAAAGACGAAGCAGACCUGGACUACGACUCCAAAAUGGAUUCCUUCUCCAACCUGUACGGCAACUACGACGUCAACGACUCCAUGAUGGCCGAAAUGAACGGCGUCGGCGUCGACCCUCUGCAUCUCACCGCAACACUCACCUUCUCCUCUCCGGGAGACAGCGCCCUGCUGGACAGCUUCUCCGACGCCGUCGAUCUGAGCCAAUUCCUGAACCGGCUUCCCUCGGACGAGCAAUCCAGCAGCUGCAACGACCUGGAACUAACUUCAACGCCGUCGCUCACCCCCGACUCCGUGGCAACGUCCCUGCAACAGGUCGAUCACCACGACGGACUCGACCAAUACCCAGACCACCUCCUCCUCACCCGAAACUACUCCGCCAACUUUAACAACAACAACACCCCCAAAUAUAUGCAACCCCCACACCAGCAGUCCAACCAUCAGGAGAACCCUCCCAGCUACCAAUCCUCCCACCAUUUCCAUUCCCUCAGCAGUUUCGACCUCGACUCGCACAGCAACCUCUCCCUUCCGUCCCCCAACAGUCAUUCCCUCCAGUCACCCUCGUCCUCCUCCUCGCCGCCGUCCUCUUCCUCGUCAUCUGCUGCAGCCGCAGCAGCAGCAGCGGCCGCCGCCGCCGCAUCACUAGCCGCCGCUGGCCUCCCCGGGCACGGCCCCGUGGCCCUCGGUGCGCCCUCGCCCGUCACCGCGCCACCACCGGGCGUCGUCGCCUCAACCAUCCAAAACCUCGGCCUCCCGGCCGAAGUCCAGCUGGAGUUCGUCAACGGCGGGCACGGCAUCAAGAACCCGCUGGCCGUCGAGAACAUCCCCGGGCGGCUGCGCGACGAGGACAAACACCACACCAAGCUGCUGCAGCAGACCGAGGUGCUCAAGGUGGACGAAUCGAGCGUCGGCAGCGGCGACCCGCAGAGCAAGUUCGUCUGCCGGAUAUGCCAGAAGUCGUUCACGCUGCAGCGGUUGCUGAACCGGCACAUGAAGUGCCACUCGGACGUCAAGCGCUACCUGUGCACCUUCUGCGGCAAGGGAUUCAACGACACGUUCGACCUGAAGCGGCACACCCGGACGCACACCGGCGUCCGGCCGUACAAGUGCAACCUGUGCGAGAAGUCGUUCACGCAGCGGUGCUCGCUGGAGUCGCACUGCCUGAAGGUGCACGGCGUCCAGCACCAGUACGCGUACAAGGAGCGGCGCACGAAGAUGUACGUCUGCGAGGAGUGCGGCCACACCACCAACGAACCGGAGGUCCACUACCUGCACCUGAAGGAGAAGCACCCGUACUCGCCGGCCCUGCUCAAGUUCUACGACAAGCGCCACUUCAAGUUCACCAACUCGCAGUUCGCCAACAACCUGCUCGGUUCGUUCCCGAUGCCGGUCCAAAACUGACUCGACGACGGUGGUGGCGUGGGGUGGUGAGUCCGUUCCGAACAACGCGAACAAGCGCAACCCACACACACACACACACACGCACACCAGUAGAGAGAGAAUCAAAAAGACACACCAGCUGGGAUGGCGCGGCGCGCAGACUUGAAUGGCGAUUUUCCGGGGCGCGCGCGCUCGCGCGGAUACACGUAAAACAAAACAAAAAACAACCUAACUAACAAUUAUUUAUUUGCUGCAAUAUUAUUUUAUACUACUUACUAAUACGAUGAGAGUCGGGGCGCGGGAGGAUCGGCGGGCAUUUCCUCCGCGCCCCGUGGAUGAGCAGGAGGAGAAAAUGUUUAGUGGUUAAGUGCGUUAGGGGUUAAGCGUAUUUAGGGUCCUAGGAAGAGGAGGUUCGAAAAAGUAAUCGAGCAACCACAAUGCUGUAGAAAGAGACGGAUGUAGACAAGGUGCGUGCACGCAGGGAAAUCGCCCCCCGGAAGUUUGGAAAAGGCUUUUUAGGAGUAACACUUUUUUAGUUUUUUUUUAUCAUGUUUCGUUUUUGGAUUUUUUCUUUUACUUUCUGGAGGAAAUUUAAUUUUGAAGCACGCGGAUUGCGCGGAUGCCGACUGGAUCAGCAUCUGUCCAUUUUGAUUGAUUUCCGCGGUUUUCCGACCGGUGGUCGGAAAAAAAGAGGAUUUGAGGAUUUUAUUUUUUGUUAAACGCGAGAAAGUGGAAAACAAUAAACAGAAGUUCGAAGUGAGA
Messenger RNA from Armigeres subalbatus, 4688 nucleotides. Its product is annotated as transcriptional regulator ovo-like. Bases 1095 to 3947 code for a protein of 950 amino acids. Gene Ontology annotation, biological process: regulation of transcription by RNA polymerase II; epidermal cell differentiation. NCBI's taxonomy places the organism in Eukaryota, Metazoa, Arthropoda, Insecta, Diptera, Culicidae. Gene Ontology annotation, molecular function: RNA polymerase II cis-regulatory region sequence-specific DNA binding; DNA-binding transcription factor activity, RNA polymerase II-specific. The record is from RefSeq and is a predicted model, not a curated record. Gene Ontology annotation, cellular component: nucleus. The transcript has 4 exons.